This is a messenger RNA of Alternaria postmessia, 774 nucleotides long. RefSeq lists its product as uncharacterized. Bases 1 to 774 code for a protein of 257 amino acids. Gene Ontology annotation, biological process: mycotoxin biosynthetic process. The record is from RefSeq and is a predicted model, not a curated record. Lineage: Eukaryota; Fungi; Ascomycota; Dothideomycetes; Pleosporales; Pleosporaceae. The transcript is spliced from 4 exons.
AUGGAGAAGUAUACCGAUUCCAGCUCUUCGCAAGGCGACUCCGAAAACACCGCCUUUAUCACCACACAAUACCAGAGAGACGACAGGCAAAGAAGGAAGAGCUAUAUCUAUCUUACACUCUUCAACCUCUUCCUCUUCACACUAUCAAUGCUUUCAUUGAUCUGUUCGGUCAUGUCGCAAAAAGACUUCUCGGGUCAUUCAGCAGCGAAGUUGAUGGAUCAGUUCGACGUCUUUUCACCUGCCAAGCAUGUUGUCGAGUACAGUCAAACAAAGUUCGAGUUAGCAAAUCCAUUGAACUCCUCCAAGUACGUUGGCAUUACCGACGAUGUAGAAAAUGCAUGGAUGGAUAUCGCAUACCUUCCUGAUCAGAUGAUUUCCAUGGAAGACUUCCCUAGGCUGCAAAAGCCCGCCGAUGCCCUUCAAGUCGUAGACCCGAAAACAGGCGAAACAGGAUACCGGGUUGGCCUGGAAGUCUUCCACCAACUUCACUGCCUCAACCUGCUCCGCAUGUCGACGUACCCAGAUUACUACCCCAAACUCUGGUGGAGCGACACGAACGACAAGCCUGAAAAGGUCAGGGCGCACCUCGAUCAUUGUAUCGAGAUCCUUCGUAUGAACCUCAUGUGUCUCUCGGACGUUAACGUCUUCACCUUCCACCCGCAAGAGGGUAAGAAGGGGUACUGGCCUGACUACGAGAGCAACCAUGUGUGCAGAAACUUUGAGAAGAUCAAAGAUUGGGCUAACGAUAACGCGAUGCCUGAUCUCGAUGUGUGA